GUCAGGGGUGAGCCUUGUUUUGCUAAUCAUGAGAAGAUCGUAUUCAAUGAGGACUUCUCUUGUGUAGUUUUGGACAAGAGAAUGUUGCGUUGAGAGCUUGUUGUGCCAAAUGAUGGAGCUGUUGUUAUUACUUCUAGUGCUGCUGAGGAAAUCGAAUUAAAUGAUGAUGAAUGUAAAGAUGAUAUUGUGGAUUGGUUAUUGAAGGGGGUUACUAAUAUUGGGGAGCAAUUGAAGCAGUGGACAAAUUUGAGAGAACCAGUAGAAGUCAAGGGAAAGAGUUUUUCAAAAUCUAUGAGGCUGAAUUUCAUCGGAUGCAGAACAUUUGUGAGAGAAAAAAUACAGUAUUUGAGAGACAUUAAGGUAUGGCAGAAUUUGGAGAGUUUGUGUGUUGAAGAAGAUAAGAGACGAGAAGAGAUGUCAGGGUACAAAUCAUUGAGUUACGAGUAUCUCUUGUUAGAGAGGCAUAGGCACUUUCAGAGGACAAAUGGUGAUAUUUUCGAGUUGGAUAUCAUAUGGAAUAUUUUGAGAAAACCUGUGGACAAUGAAAUAAAACUGGGGAUCAAAAAGCAGAUUGAUGAAAUAGUUGAAAAGCUUUACAAAUUUGAUGCUAUAAUCAGGACAGCAACUACUGCUAUGCAGCAGACGGGGAAGAAAAUUGAUAUCAUAACUGCUUAUGACUACCGAUCAAUUAUGGUGCCCCUGCUGAAGUCAUUCGUGCGGGCACAAAUGGAAGAUCUGGCUAACAAGGAUGCAGAAAAGAAGUCCAAGGCUGCAGAAGUAGCAUUGUUAUCAGAACUUGAUCUUAAUGACAAGAAAAACUCUGACAAAGGAGGAGGUAAUACAAGACAAGUACAGGAAAAAUCCAAGGACAAAAAGAAGAAAAAAGAUCACAGGAUGUCAGAAGAAUUAAAGGCAACUGCAUGUAGUGAGGAGAAGCAGGAAAAUUUGGAGCAAAUUUCCUUUCAUGCUGCACAUGAUGGAGAUGAUCCUCCUAAUCCUGAGAUUGUUGGUCCUGUAACCACUGAUGAAUUGGAGCAAGAGGAACGGACACUUACACCUGAGGAGGAGAAAGAGCAAAGAAUGCUUGAAGAGCAUUUGGAGUAUCAGAAGCAGAUUGAGAAUGAGGCCAAACAAAAGCGCCUUGCUGAGCUAAAUAAAGCUGGAAGCAGUGCAGGAAAUAUGGAAAAAAUGUCCCUUAGACGCAUCAACUUUGAUGACUUUCACUGGAAAUAUUUUUAUCAAGCUCAGGGUGUCAAAUUGGAUGAGAGAAUAGCACCCAAGAGAACUUGAAUCUGACUAGACCCAAUUAGAAGUAAUAAAUUGUCUUGGAUGAAACACCAUUGAUAUUUGUUGAAAAACUC
Quercus lobata is the source of this 1361-nucleotide messenger RNA. RefSeq lists its product as uncharacterized. NCBI's taxonomy places the organism in Eukaryota, Viridiplantae, Streptophyta, Magnoliopsida, Fagales, Fagaceae. The record is from RefSeq and is a predicted model, not a curated record. The transcript has 5 exons. Bases 292 to 1290 code for a protein of 332 amino acids.